ACGUGUUCAAUCAAUUCCUCAAUGAUAUAUUCAUUUUCGCGCCAUCUCAAACUCCAGUCACUGCAGUGGGGGAAACAGAUAUUGUCAUGCAGAAAAUUCGUAUUCUCGUCAUCAACGGACCUGAGUGUUAAAGUUUAAUGUUGGAUAUGAAGGGAAAUAAAAAUUCGGAGGACCAUCAAUAAUUAACCUUUGCUGUAUUAUGGUCUGUUUUUGCAGAUAGUGUUUUGGAACAUAGGCAGUAAAAUUAUAUGACUGUACAGACUUAAUAAUCUAAACAGAAUUUCGACAUGGACCAAGAAAACAACAAUGUCCGUAAACCGAAGUUGAUUGUCUUUGAUCUUGACUACACAUUAUGGCCUUUCUGGGUGGAUAGAAAAGUGAAUGUCGAGCCACCUUUUAACAGAACGAGAGAUGGUAAAGUAUUUGACGCCUGCAGUCGAGAGGUAAAAGCAUUCCCAGACAUCGAUCCAAUUUUACACAGACUUCAUAAUGAGGGUUACAAACUCGCUGUAGCAUCAGAAGCUUUCAACAAGGAGGAGGUGAAACGCCUUGUGAAUUUCUUUGGAUGGAACAAAUUCUUUGAUUACAUAGAAAUCUAUCCUGGAUCCAAAAUAACACAUUUCCUAAAUAUUAAAAAAGACAGCGGGAUCGCUUUUCCUGACAUGAUGUUUUUCGAUGACGAGCGAGAUCAUCUCUCAGAAGUGGCACAUACCUGCUUAGGUGUCACCUGCAUUUGGGCAAACCGAGGGGUUUCAGAAGAAAUCUUGGAAGAAGCUUUUCGCGCGUUUGCAGAGAAUCAUAAGAAUGAGGUGUCAGUUGGUAUUUCGAACGGAAUCAAUAACAACAAUGGCAGUGGGACUGGUACCAAUACAAGCAGCAGCACCUUGUCUUUGAACAGCGUGGAUUCAGAUGAAUCCCAAUCAGAAACGACUGUUAUUUAUGUGCAUCGUCGCCGUGGUUCACGAGCCUCCAUCACUUACGAUGUCCCGCCAGUUAUUGACAGAGCAAUACGCCUGCGCGGACGACGCAUGUCUGCGCCUGCGCUCAGUAUCCCACAAUCCUUACAGGACAAAAAAUUGAUUUCGUGCCCCGAGAUUGUAGAAAAUUAGUGCGACUAUAAACGACAGAUUUGAUAUUGAAGUGCUAAUUUAGGUGUGAAAAUAGAUUAUUAUUAUUUAGAAAAAGGUCUUGAGAAACCAAAUGAAGGUAGUUUACAAUCAUUUAUAUUUCCAAAGUAGUAUAUAAUUUUCAUUUAAGAAUUAAGAUAGAAGGUAUUGAUAUAUGCUAUUUUAUCUAGAAUUCCAUCUUUAAGUUAUGAAAUUAAAAUUUUCAAAUGCACUCAACAAAAUAAUUGUUUGCGUAGUAUUCGUGUAUCAUAUAUUUUAAUAAUUAGAGUACCAGCAAUGAAACUUUUAACUUGUGAAUAAUUUAAACCUGUUGAUGUUUUAUCUAUUGUCGAAGUUGAUAUUAUAUGACGCGGUUUCUCUUGCCUUGUUCAUUAGGAAAGGUUUAUUCAUUUUGACACAUUUUAUCAUACAUAAACUUAUUUAUUAACAUCCUUGUAAACUGAUGCUUAUUUUUUUCAUGAUGAUGUGCCCCUUCAGUCAAAUCUGAU
Messenger RNA from Saccostrea cuccullata (small rock oyster), 1615 nucleotides. RefSeq names its product magnesium-dependent phosphatase 1-like. Lineage: Eukaryota; Metazoa; Mollusca; Bivalvia; Ostreida; Ostreidae. The record is from RefSeq and is a predicted model, not a curated record. Gene Ontology annotation, molecular function: acid phosphatase activity. The transcript has 6 exons. Bases 288 to 1109 code for a protein of 273 amino acids.